AUGGACUCAUUACCUCCCACUGUAUCUUCUAUCCCCCCUACCCCGGGGGAUCAGGAACUUCUGGGACCCCUGUUGGCUUACGCAGCCUUCAUAGCCAAGCUGCUGGAGCUACUUUCUACAUUGCCUGAUGAUGUUCAGCCUGGGCCUGAUUUUUAUGGACUGCCAUGGAAAACUGUACUUAUUGCUGCCUUCUUGGGAAUUGCUUCAGUUGCUGUUUUCUUCUGGAGAACUAUCCUUGUCGUAAAGAGUAGAGUAUAUCAAGUCACUGAACAGCAGAUUUCUGAGAAGUUGAAGAUUAUUAUGAAAGAAAAUAUAGAACUUGUACAGAAAUUGUCAAAUUAUGAACAGAAGAUCAAGGAAUCAAAGGAACAUGUUCAAGAAACCAGGAAACAAAAUAUGAUUCUCUCUGAUGAAGCAAUUAAAUUUAAGGAUAAAAUCAAGACACUUGAAAAAAAUAAUGAAAUUCUGGGUGACACAGCUAAAAAUCUUCGAGUUAUGUUAGAAUCUCAGAGAGAACAGAAUGUCAAGAAUCAGGAUUUGAUAUUAGAAAACAAGAAAUCUAUAGAGAAGUUAAAAGAUGUUAUUUCCAUGAAUGCUUCAGAAUUUUCAGAGGUUCAAAUUGCACUUAAUGAAGCUAAGCUUAGUGAAGAGAAAGUGAAGUCUGAAUGCCAUCAGGUUCAAGAAGAAAAUGCUAGGCUUAAGAAGAAAAAAGAGCAGUUGCAGCAGGAAAUUGACGACUGGAGUAAAUUUCAUGCCCAGCUCAGUGAGCAAAUCAAAUCAUUUGAGAAGUCUCAGAAAGAUUUGGAAGUAGCUCUUACUCACAAGGAUGACAAUAUUAAUGCUUUGACUAGUUGCAUUACACAGUUGAAUCGAUUGGAGUGUGAAUCUGAAUCUGAGAGUCAAAAUAAAGGAGGAAAUGAUUCAGAUGAUUUAGCAAAUGGAGAAGUGGCAGGUGACCGGAAUGAGAAGAUGAAAAAUCAAAUUAAGCAGAUGAUGGAUGUCUCUCGGACACACACUGCAAUAUCGGUAGUUGAAGAGGAUCUAAAAUGUUUACAACUUAAGCUAAGAGCCUCCAUGUCCACUAAAUGUAACCUGGAAGACCAGAUAAAGAAAUUGGAAGAUGACCACUACUCACUGCAAUCUGCCAAAGAUGGAAUGGAAGAUGAGUGCCCUGAGGCAGAAAGUAGAGAUUCUGAAUGA
Messenger RNA from Cebus imitator (Panamanian white-faced capuchin), 1200 nucleotides. RefSeq names its product transport and Golgi organization protein 1 homolog. NCBI's taxonomy places the organism in Eukaryota, Metazoa, Chordata, Mammalia, Primates, Cebidae. The record is from RefSeq and is a predicted model, not a curated record. Gene Ontology annotation, cellular component: endoplasmic reticulum membrane; endoplasmic reticulum exit site. Gene Ontology annotation, biological process: endoplasmic reticulum to Golgi vesicle-mediated transport; protein secretion; vesicle cargo loading.